Messenger RNA from Cylicostephanus goldi, 153 nucleotides. Lineage: Eukaryota; Metazoa; Nematoda; Chromadorea; Rhabditida; Strongylidae. The record is from the annotation of a GenBank genome assembly.
AUGAAGUGUUACUAUCAAUUUGUCGCUGCUAGCAAGGUCGCACUAUCUCCGGACCAACUCACAGCUGCUGAAUCACAUGUUGAUGAGGAAACAUUGGCGAAGUUGAGGCAAAUUAGUGCUGAGAGUUUUGCGAAAUGCAUAAAUCAGGGAAAG